Messenger RNA from Medicago truncatula (barrel medic), 855 nucleotides. Its product is annotated as F-box protein At3g44326. The record is from RefSeq and is a predicted model, not a curated record. Bases 1 to 855 code for a protein of 284 amino acids. NCBI's taxonomy places the organism in Eukaryota, Viridiplantae, Streptophyta, Magnoliopsida, Fabales, Fabaceae. Gene Ontology annotation, molecular function: protein binding. The transcript has a single exon.
AUGAGAAUGAAUAUCUUCAGUAGGUUAGAUACAGACAUCAUUCAUACCCACAUCCUUCCCCGUCUCGACGGCACAACCUUAACCGUCUUAUCCUCUGUGUGUUCAGAACUUCGUCACAUGAUUUGCCACAGCAACGAAGAUCUAUGGCGGAACAUAUGCACCUCAACGUGGCCUUCUUUGCUGUUGGAUCCUAUCGUUCACAACGUUAUCUCUACUUUCCCUGGAGGUUACCGUUCCUUCUUCUCGGACGCCUUCCCUUCCCUUCACAACCAUAAAAAUAAUAAUUCUUACCGUUUCUAUCCUCCUACAACAGAAUUAAUCCAUGUCGUUGAUGUGUUCGUACAUGGAAAGCCUUUGUUUUCAAGAGUUCUAGUUGAACACUUAAACACAAACAACUUUCCUUAUUUUUCCCGGAAUAUAUUUGAUGUGAAGUUUGAUUAUUCAAAUUUGGAUCACAUUCAUUUUCUGGUAAACGAGGAGUACAAUGAAUAUUUGCAAGAAAAUUUGAGGUUGAGUUGGGUUGUUAUCGAUCCAACUCGAAAGCGUGCAGCAAAGUUGUUUUGUUCUAGUGUCGAACCUCUCUCUGUUAUACCAUGGUUGAAUCACUAUGAGGUGGUUUAUGCCAUGGUGAUGGCGGGGGAGAGCCAAGUAAGGACGAAGAUGAUCAACUGUGUGGUGAGGGUUUUUUGUUUCUUUAAUGAAGAUGAGUUGCACCUGAGAAGAGUGCUAUCUAGAAUGGAGGAUGUGGACGGAUGUCUUGUCGGAGUGGAGCAAGGCGUAACCAUUCUCCUUAAUGCAAUUCAUUACGGAGAAAGGAAGAAAUUUGAAACAUCAUACUUUGAUAUGAUAGAUUGA